GAAGCUGCGUCAGGAUUUGACAUCCACUUGUACCCAUCCCAGGACCUUCUGCGCCUGCUUGCUUCCCUGCUUACACAGAUUGCAGCCGCCAACGACAAUCUUCCGUCUGACAACCCUUACACAGGCUCUCAUUCAUCCUCCUCAUCUUCUCUCCGGCCUAUAUGGCGAACUCUUGCUGAGGCAUCUCAAGACGCUCUGGCUACCCCUUCUUCUUCACUUACCUUCCAUGCCCGCAAUAUUCCCACCAUCUCUCUAGAAGCCUACCUGCUCCGCAUUCUCAAAUAUUGUCCAACCACGAAUGAGGUCUUCCUCUCUCUACUUGUUUACUUCGACCGAAUGGCUCGCCUAGCAAACGAAGCUACAGGGAAGACAUUUGUCAUUGACUCGUAUAAUAUCCACCGUCUUGUCAUCGCCGGCGUCACCGUAGCAAGCAAGUUUUUCAGUGAUGUCUUUUACACUAACUCGCGCUAUGCCAAGGUCGGCGGGCUGCCCCAGGCAGAGUUAAAUUCGCUAGAGCUGCAGUUUCUUCUGCUCAACGAUUUUCGACUGAUGAUCUCUGAGGAGGAGAUGCAGCAUUACGCAGAGCAACUCAUCUUGUUCUCUCAAACACAUUCCCUGCCUUCACAAUCUUCCUCCACGUCUACAUUCCCUGACCCACAUCAAUCCGGUAUUCCAUCCACCACCGCCACCGAUGUGCCAUCCGCACCUAUACGGACGAUGGGAGCCUUCGAUGCAUACGGUGGACGUGUAUCCGAAUCCUUUUCGCGAAACUCGAAUUCGCCUGCGCACGCUGACAUAGCCGGCCCUCGUACCCCGUCCGUCCGCCCACGGCGUUCAGCAGCUUCAUUUGUUGACUCGGACGUCGAUACCGAGACUGAGACCGAGACUGAGACCGAUGGCGCAAGCCUUGACGCAAGCCUUGAUGGCUCGACGGACGAUGAGCCUACGAUUCGGCCAGCAUAUUCCACCUCGUCGGACGCACGGAGCGUCUACAGCUCAACGAGCGAGGAUACUGAUGCAGAUGAG
Molecule: messenger RNA, 1026 nt
Organism: Heterobasidion irregulare TC 32-1
Lineage: Eukaryota; Fungi; Basidiomycota; Agaricomycetes; Russulales; Bondarzewiaceae
Exons: 3
Biological process (GO): regulation of cyclin-dependent protein serine/threonine kinase activity
Cellular component (GO): cyclin-dependent protein kinase holoenzyme complex; nucleus
Molecular function (GO): protein kinase binding; cyclin-dependent protein serine/threonine kinase regulator activity
Source: RefSeq, a predicted model, not a curated record